GUCCUCCUGAACGCAUCCCGUGAGUGUGUGGUUUCGUGUCGUCCUCCUGUUUUGUCUCGGAGCAGAGGAAAGAUGCUGGUAUAAAGAAACUGCACACAUGGAUGGAUGGAUAUGAAUAAUUUGGACGUAAACUAUGGAUAGGCCUGUGUUUGGGUUUAAGGAGCACCACUAUGCUUUUACUGGUGUUAACGUUGAUGGUUCCCACAGUCACAAACGCUCUGGAGGUCAUUGGAGGAAGAACGACAACGGUGCAGGGAGGAGCAGCUGUCCUCCACUGUAAACUCAUUGGUACCACAGAGACCCUCACACAGAUUUCAUGGCAGAGAUUGACCAGAGGAAAACCUCGGACGGACAAUUUCUAUACAAUCUCGUCCGACGGACCAAACUAUAUCAAUGGCCAUGAUUAUCGGUUUAGGUUCAUUGGGAGUUUUACAGAUAAAAAUGGUACUCUCCAGUUAUCGAAUGUCACACUGAUGGAUGAAGGCACCUACACAUGUGUGUUCACUUUGUUCCCCAGCGGGAUCCAUGAGACAGCGAUACCUCUUAUAGUUCCUGUGCCUCCGGUCACAAGCCUGAAGGAUGCUCAUCCUGCUUUGGGUAACGACGAGGUCCCUCUUAUUACCUGCACGGCUGCUGGUUCCAAACCUCCUGCAGAGGUGAGGUGGCUCACUGGUACUCUGGGAGAGAAAGUGAGGCUGUCAACCAACUCCAGCCUUCAUGCUAACGGUACGACUACCACAGUCAGCUGGCUGUUUGGAGUGCCUACCAGAGAACUCAACGAUCGUUCAGUCCAGUGUGUCAUCACCAGUCCUGCUCUAGAGAGAGAAGAAACCCUGAACUCCACCAUACAUAUCCACUCUCCUCCUCUGGAAGUGAAUAUCACUGAAAGGUCGGCACACUCCUUUGAAUGUCUCACAGAGGCAUAUCCAGCUGCGAGCUUUACUUGGACGAGAUCUGACCGGUCGUGGCCUCAGUCCGGGGUCCGAGUUGAUGGUUCAACGCUGCAGUUUCUGAGCAUCACCUCCGAGCUGAACGGCCUCUACCAGUGCGAGGCGUCGAACUCGUAUGGGAGUAAACGUGCUUACCUCCGUGUGCAUUUCACCUCAGGAUCCUGCACUGCCAGUUGGACCCUCUUUGUUCUUCUGCUCGUCCUCGUUGUUGCUGCUGUCUUGUGUUGCUUCUAUAAACGUAUGGAAAUUGCAAGAUUCAUACUACGGGAAGAAGGCGGCACACGAGGCAAGAGGCAAAAGGUUCCAACGACUUCCAGCUCACCUGAAGGCCAUGACAGAGUAGAAGAAGAUGGAGGGGAAACAGAGGGAGAGCUUUGAAAUCAGUCGAAGCAACAGAAGAGGAUCACAGCUGGACUGAAGGUUCAUACGGUGAGAUCGUCUGACCUGGCCCUGCUGCUGGCUUUGCUCAGUCGGCUCAGCGGUCUGGUGUCUUCUAUUGUAUCGGCGGCCUCCGCCGCGGUCACCCCGUCGUCGAUCGCCGCCUCCUCUACCUCCACAUCCUCGUCCACCCGCUCCGCUUCCUUCUCCGCAGGCUGCUGCACCUCCUCCUCGUGUAAUAUCACCCCCCCUGUCUCGGUGGUCUGAGCGUAGGAGGGCAGCGCCUCGUCGUACACCUUAGAGAAGUCCUCCAUGGGCAGCACCUUCUCCGACUUCUCCUCCAGCCCCCCCUGGAAGGGCGGGGUCCCCCUGCCCGCCUCCAUGCCGACUUCAGCCAGCGGGUAGAGGUGAGUCAUUUGGGGAACUUUCUCCUCCUCCAGCAGCCUGUAACCUUUGACCCGCUGCAGGGAGGGCACGGCCAGCGGGGGCAGGCUCUUCCCCUGCAGCGGCAGAGGAGGCGCCGAGCCCUCGCCCUGGGCCGGGGCCGGGGCCGGCUUGCGGAAGACAAAGCGGAUCUUCUUCAGGCCCAGGUGGCUGAUCUCCACAAAGUUGAGGAAGAGCGAGACGCAGGCCACGGCCAACAUGAAGAUGAUGAAGACGGUUUUCUCGGUGGGUCGAGACACAAAACAGUCCACGGUGUUGGGGCAGGGCCAGCGGCUGCACUUGUACAGCGGCAGGAUGCGGAAGCCGUACAGGAAGUACUGGCCCACCACGAAGCCCACCUCGAAAAGAGUCUUGAAGAUGAUGUGGCAGAUGUAGGUCCUCAGCAGCGUGCCCUCCAGACGGAACUUCUUGCUCCCCUUUGUGCUCGUCUCCUUGGUGGUGCGAACGCUGCCCUGGUCGGGCGCCAGCGGGAGACGCUCCUCGCUCAGCUCCUGCUGCCGGCUCAGCUCCGCCUCCUCGCGCUCCUUGCGCUUCUCCUCCAUGUGGACGUGGUGCACGGCGUGGCCCACGUACACCAGAGACGGCGUGGACACGAAGAUGAUCUGCAGCACCCACAGGCGGAUGUGGGAGAUGGGGAAGGCCUCGUCGUAGCACACGUUCUCGCAGCCGGGCUGCUGUGUGUUGCACACAUAGUCGGACUGCUCGUCGCCCCACACGAACUCCGCCGCCGUGCCCAGGAUGAGGAUGCGGAAGAUGAAGAGCACCGUGAGCCACACCCGGCCGAUCACCGUAGAGUGCUCGUUUACUUCCUCUAAAAUAUUACCCAGAAAGCUCCAGUCACCCAUGAUCGGUCCGUAGCACUGAAAAAAUGAAGGGUGGGGUGGAAGAGGGGACAC
Molecule: messenger RNA, 2668 nt
Organism: Labrus bergylta (ballan wrasse)
Lineage: Eukaryota; Metazoa; Chordata; Actinopteri; Labriformes; Labridae
Source: RefSeq, a predicted model, not a curated record